AUGGCCGAGCCUGAAGUUAGUCACGGUCGCGGAGGCGCAGGAAAUAUUGGAGUCGAUCCCACUCAAUAUGUUGAUGGCGAAAUUGUCCGUCAAGGACCAGCAGGAGAUCACGGCGAUGGAGCAUUCAGUGUCGGUCGCGGUGGGGCUGCAAAUAUCGGCUCACCUGGUCUCCCAGCUACCAAACGAAGCGAUGCGGAUAGUAUCCCAGAUGCUGCAUUGAGGCCCAGCACCGAUGGCGAGGUUGUGCAUUUCGGACGAGGUGGAGAGGGCAAUGUGGUUAAUACGACCAAGCCGGGUGCACAACAUCCGGUUGGAUUGGCGGAUAAGUUGAAGAAUAAGUUGUUCAAGAAGAAGGCGCACUCUACUGAGAAAUAA
Molecule: messenger RNA, 375 nt
Organism: Botrytis byssoidea
Lineage: Eukaryota; Fungi; Ascomycota; Leotiomycetes; Helotiales; Sclerotiniaceae
Exons: 3
Coding region: 1-375 (124 amino acids)
Source: RefSeq, a predicted model, not a curated record